CGGGAAAUACAUUUUCAUAGCGCUAUACAUAUAUAUCAUCUUCGUCAUCACCGUGAGCCUUUCCUGCCUCAAAGACAUUCUAAACACCCUCUUAGGGUUUUAGAAACGCGGAAAAGACAUGGCUUUCUGGGGAGUGGAGGUCAAAUCUGGAAGGCCUUUUAUCCAUAACUAUGAUGAUUCCAAAGGACGCCUCCAUAUUUCAAUGGCUACAUUAGGGUUCGGUAGUGCGACCACAAGAAGCACGCUGCAGUGUAACGUAGGCAAUAGUAGCCCCGUGUAUCUCUGCUCUCUCUAUCCUGGAACCACUGAGUCAUUGCAGUUGAAUUUGGAGCUUGAGGAACUCGAUCAAGUUGUCUUCACCGUCAUCGGAGCUCGCAGCAUUCAUCUCUGCGGUUACUAUCUUGGCAGAACUUCUCGUACAACCAUCUUCCAUGGAGACUCUUCAGAGUCAUACGGGGAGGAUAUUGCCGAUACAGAGAAUGAGAGGUCGGAUUUCAGCGAUGAAGAUGAUUUGGACGAUAGUUUUAUUGAUGAUAAUCCUAAUCCGGAGGUUUUCCCGCCAUCUCCUAUUUCCAAUGGAGAGGAAGCUUCUGAUGAUAUAAAACCAGAAGGUAAGAAAAGCAAACAUGGACGGCUUAGGAAGAAGUAUUGUUCAGUAGCAUCGGAUGAUGAUGAUGAUGGGGGUUUCGAGGAAAAGAUAAUUGUAAAUGAUAGUAUGGAUGACCAGACAAAAGAAAUUGAUAACGAAGAUAGCCGGCUGAUUUCAUCUGUUUACAAGAGUAAAGCUCGUCAAAGGAUCUUAGUCGACGAAAUUAACACCGGUAAUAGUGGAGCAUUUGAUGCAAGGAACAAGAACUACGAAGAUGAUGGUGAUGGUAAUAUUCAAACAGGUUUAGAAACUGACAAUGUCCUUCAAGAUAGUCAGAGGGAUAGGGAAGCAACUGUGUCAGACAAAGAGAAAGAUGUUGGGGAUGUUAAAAAAUCAAAAAAGAAAAAGAAGGAAAAGCAAAAAGAAACCAGGAAUGAUGAUAAUGAUGGCGAUAGUAUUAUUCAAACAGCUUUGAAAACUAACAAUGUUCUUCAAGAUAGCCAGACGCAUAGGGAAGCAGCUCUGUCAGACAAAAAGAAAGAUGUUGGGGAUGUUAAAAAAUCAAAAAAGAAAAAGAAGGAAAAAGAAAUCAAGAGUUCCCCUAAUGGGCAUUCUAUAAAACUAGAUAAAGGUGAGCAAGAUAAGCCAAAAAUUGAGAUGACCCUGGAUACUAUCGCAGGACAAGAACAAAUCAAGGAUGGCGCUGAUGAGGACAAACAAACUGAAACUGUGGAUAAAAAGCUGCCUUCCUCUGACGUUGGUCAUGUACAAGAUGAAAAACCCAAGAAGAAAAGGAAAGAGCGGCAAAAGGAACACAUCAAACAACCUACAGAUAAUGAAGAAGUUGAGACUAUAGAGGAUGCUGGAAAAGCUAAAACAAAAAGGAGAAAGAAAGAACAAGGAAACAAAGAUUCACAUCUUGAAGGUGAAGGGAGUGUGGAAGAUCGUGCUCAUGACUUUUCCAAUGGAAAUCAAAAUGAGGAAAAGGUUAAGAAAGGAAAGAGCAAAAGUAAAAGUAAAAGUAAAGGGAACAUUGAGGCAAAGGAGGAAUAAAUGAGAAAGUAGCUGAAUUUGUGGAUGGCUUAUGACAUUGACCGUUUCAUUUUUACCAACUGAUUAUGGCUUGUAAGUUUUGCAGCAAGUUGGAGAAAUUUUUGAUAGAGAAGUUCCAUGUUGAUUGGGUAGUGAUUUUUUGGCCCUAGGUUAUGGGUUUCUUAUCCAAGAUAUUAGGCUUACAUUUGGAAGCAGACACCUUGCUUUGCUUCUUUUAAAGCUCGUUUUAUAGGUCAAAUGUGAAACCAUUAAAUGAGUUUUCUUCUUUUAAUUUCUUUUUUGGGGUCAAGGUCCUUCAUUACGUACGAAGUUAAAACAAUACAUUGGUAAUUGUUUAGGAUUGUAUUCUAUAAUGAAAUGAUCGAGAUUGAAUUA
Arachis stenosperma is the source of this 2017-nucleotide messenger RNA. RefSeq names its product peptidyl-prolyl cis-trans isomerase FKBP43-like. The record is from RefSeq and is a predicted model, not a curated record. Lineage: Eukaryota; Viridiplantae; Streptophyta; Magnoliopsida; Fabales; Fabaceae. The coding region runs from base 119 to 1642 and encodes 507 amino acids. The transcript is spliced from 10 exons.